Molecule: messenger RNA, 4791 nt
Organism: Conger conger (European conger)
Lineage: Eukaryota; Metazoa; Chordata; Actinopteri; Anguilliformes; Congridae
Product: beta-catenin-interacting protein 1-like
Exons: 4
Coding region: 281-526 (81 amino acids)
Biological process (GO): negative regulation of Wnt signaling pathway
Cellular component (GO): cytosol; beta-catenin destruction complex; nucleus
Molecular function (GO): beta-catenin binding
Source: RefSeq, a predicted model, not a curated record
ACUCCUUAGCUGCUCCUCAACAACAACCGGUACUCAUUUGCGUUAGGAAAUAUUUUGUCCAAAACAGCUCUGGUUUGCUCGCAGGCCAAAGGCGGACGUACACCGAGUCAAACAUCUGGCAGCAUUACAAUAUCUACCCGGUCACCACACUUCUAUUUACCAUAGAAUUGUUCUGUGCUCUUAACCGAUGGUCGGGAUGUGACCCCGGAACAGGACGCAACCCCAGAACGACAACAAACCAUUCAAUCUGGACCGGGAGAGGGCAACGGGAGCCGGGGGGAUGAACCGCGAGGAGGCCCCGGGGAAGUCUCCGGAGGAGAUGUAUGUGCAGCAGAAGGUGCGCGUGCUGCUGAUGCUGAAGAAGAUGGGAUCUAAUCUGACCCCGAGUGAGGAGGCGUUUCUGCGGAACUACGCAGGUGUGGUGCACAGCCAGAUGAGCCAGUUACCACAGCACCCCAUUGAGCAAGGUGCUGAGGAUGGGGUGAUGGCCUUCUCCAGAUCUGAGACGGAGGACCGGAGGCAGUGACCUCCAUCAGCACUACCCCCCUACACACCCCAAACCCCUUCAACUACGACUGCGUAACUACAGCUGAGCCUCAGACCGGCCUGGGACGCCGUCAGGAAGAGGCUCCUCCCUCUCUUCUUUUCUCCCUCUCUCUCCUCCUCUCUCCCCAAACACAGCUGGUGCCCCGGCUGAAGUGCAAUAGGGACAGGUCCGGGCAUGAGGAGAAUAAGAAUGAAUCGCUGAAAACGGGCUGUUUUACACUCAUAUUGGGCUCCACUUGGUGUGGAUUUCCUUUUGUUUCCCCUAUUUUUUCCCCUCUUUCUCUUUUUGGAAAUGACUGGAAGCACUCAGGCCGCCCAAGUUGGCCUGAAGAGGAAUUAAGUCAGGAAAUGAUUUUAACAAGAGCCUGUGGUUAGUCGGGAUUCAACCGUCCAAGGUGAACAGUCAUGUUAGCGCCCAUUUGUUAUUUUUUAAUACCAUUUUAAUACACUGGGGAGAUAGAUUUUGUUUUAAGUGCGUUUUAAAGCUUUUUUUAAAAAUAAGUUCUUGUUUUCCCUUUUGGUCAUCUGCUGAAAUCCAGUGGCAGCUGCAUGCUGUCCUGUCCUCUUGCCUGCACUCUCCUGUAAGCUGCCCAAAAUGGUGUCCAGCCCAUUCAGUCAAAUAAGUGGACUCCUUUAGCUUGACAACAAACUCAGAUUUAGAUGAUAGUUAUGAAUACAAUUGGUUUCACUUAAGUUGGUUUAAUUAAGGUGUGUGAGCAGACUCAUUGAUGUUGGAUUGUGUUGUGAAGUACAGACAUAUGCGACUAUUGGCACUGCUGGUCUUUGUCUUAUUGUAAAACAUUGUGCAGAAUAGACAACUACAGAAACUAUGGGUGUAACAAUUUGUGCCAGUUGUUUGAAAUUCCAUUAAUGAGAAAUUUUUAAUGAAGCUCAACAUUUGGUCUAAUUUAUUGUUUGUUUGGAUUUACUAUCAUAGAUUUUUUCCUUUUUAUAGAUUUUCAGUAUGUAGCUAAAUUGUUGAAAUGUCGUACACCGUUCAAUUGAAUGAGAAAUGAACUGAGAUUUCAAAUUGUUUUUAUUGUGCAUUUAUAAACUUUUCUUAGGUCCAUUGUAUUUGUACCUGGUAUAAUUAGAAAUGAGCCAAACAAAAAAAAAUCCUUUUUUGACAACUUAAUCCCCAGUAAGAAUCAGCCAAACACCAAUGCCCAGUUGUGAGUGUUUAUAAUUAGGCAUUUUGGUUCUAUUUAUUUUAAUACUGCCUUCAGCAAACACAGGAGAACUGAAGAUUUCUCAUUUUUUUAUAAAUGUCUUUUGUUUACUGCACAUGGUAAUAGCCAGUUUUCUAAUACUCAGUAUUUCAUACGUGUAUGUAUCUUUGCUGCUUGUGCAAGUUAAUUAUUCAAUAACAGGCAUAACGGACCUGAAGACCUCCUCUGCAGUUAAAAGCAUAUAUUGGUAUUGAUUUCUGACAGUGUUUUGUGAUUUGACAGUCAUUAUUACAGUCAUAAGUCCAACUGAUUUUAAAGACCGUAGACAUUUACCAUCUUUCCAAAGGCAUGGCAUUGAAAUGUUUUUGGGUUUUUUUGGAUGGGGGGGUUUAAACUGACAGACAGUUGCUUUUAUUCCAUGACUAAUUGUGGGAGAUCUUGAAGGUUUACUGUAAAUUUCACAUUUAAAAUAGAAUUUCUCUUAAUUUUACCUAUUGCAAUAUGUAAAAAAGAACUUCUAAAAUUGUAUUCAUGUUCGGUUUAUGAUAUGGCUGACAUUUAUGGUGUGUUUGUAUUCUGUUUUUUUGGCGUAUCGUGUAAUGAGACUAUGGUUCUUCAACACUGAAUUUGCCAACGUGAUUAACAGCAUGCCUUUUACCACUGCAGUGGUGUACCUUUUGAUGUAAUGGACUGUAGAGGACUUGUAUGUGCUUAUAUUUAUGGGUUUUAAAAGAUUGUAUUGCUUUUUGCUGUUUUAUCCCCCUUCGCUUAAAAUUACUGUUAGUAGUGAUGAAAUUGUUUUUUUCUGGAUGGCUUCUGACCUCACAUCGAUGAAUAAAUGCUUCCAACCCUACCCGAUCAAAACCAUGACAGAAACUUUGAAAAAUUUCAUUUGUAGUGGCUUAACAUUAAGCUGCAGAAUUUCACUCUUUACUGUUGCUUAUAAUUGGCACAAGAAUUAUAUCCAUCUUGUUAAAAAAAGUUAAAAGUGCAGUUUUUAAUGCCGGUCUCUGAGACAUACAUGCUGAAAGGCAGUAUACACUGAUCAUUCCCUUUUAAAGUUUUGGUGAUUCCUCACAUUUGUUUUUGUCCUGGACUACAUUAGUCUUUAUGUAACCCAAAUCAUUCUUGAGUCGUGAAAAUUAGUCUCUAAAAUAUGCCAUAAUCUCAGCCCUGCUCCUGUGUCAUUAAGAGUCUCUGGUCUUAAUCUAAAGAACCAUUUCUUCUACUUUGCUGAAACAUACACUACAAAGGACAUUCAAUAAAUAUAAAAUAAACAAUAUUUAAAACAUUUUUUAUUCUUAUCUUCCAAGGCCCCUGUAUUUUUGGUUUGUCACUGUUCUCAUUGGCUGAAACAGGGUCUGUUUUAUCUGAUUGGCUGGAUGUGUACCUUACAUUACUUGUGUAUUUGAUAAGGGGAUGUUCGAGGAGCUACUGGAAUGUUCAUGUGCAAUGAAUAUCUGGGGGACAGAAUAAGUGAAGGUAAUGUUCAAACCUUGAAGUACAAAGAUAAGGCAGCAUGUAAUGAUUUCACCUGGUUGUGUCGUUUAUGUUCCUGGUACAGGAAUACAAUAACCCUCAUUCAGAAAAGUACUGGGGCUAAAAUACAAGAUGAAGUGCCUUUGCUUACAUAUAGAUUGUCUGCUCAAUAUACAGUAGUUCCCCUUUCAACUUGAAAGUGGAAAAUGACACCUUUCACAGUGUGUGACUCCCCUUGGCUAAAUGUUUCUUUAACUUAACGCAACAGGGUGUAUUACACACGGUGAGAUUGUCUGUCAGAAAAGUGAUUAUCACCUGAUUUGCACUAGAUCUGCACUAGAUCAACAUCAAGUGAUGCAGUUUCAGAAGCUCGUAGCAGGAGAAUAGACCGACAGCAGUGUGAUGGGAAUAGUGUCAGUCCAGAAGGAAGUGCACCCAAGUCUGGACCUGAAGGGUGGAGGGGGAAAUUUCUUUCCACGUUAUACAGGAAAUACUUGCACAACUAGCUUGCUGCUCUAGACUCCUGAUCAUGCCAGGGUAACUGCUCAUUCUCAGGAGUUUGGGGUUUAGUAGGCAGAAUUUCCCCUGGAUAUUUACAAACCAAUAAUCUAGCCAAUCGGAUGCCUGCACAUAUGGACUCUAUUUAAUAGACCCUUGUCUGGAAGAUGAUGGCACGUCUCCGUUUAUUGAAUAGAAUGUGGGAACACAGCUUUCAAAAGCUGUAUAAUACACACAAAAAAUCUCAAAAUGCGAUAUGUUCCACCCGUCUUCCCUUAAUUGGCUGCUAAUUGAAAGCCAAUGACAAAUACCUGUAGACACUGUGGCCCUGGCGUUUGACACCUUUGAACACAACACCCCUACUCAACUUCACUUACUACAGGCCACAGUGUCUGCAGGCAUCUGCUUGAACUAUGCACUACACCACCUAAGUGGCUUAUUUUCUGAAAAUAAUGGAUGGUUGAAGUAAAUGCCUGCAGACACUGCGGCCCACAGGAAGUGGAGUUGAGUAGUGCUGCACUAGAGCUGCUUAUAACAAAUUACAUUAAUUCUGAUGAAAUUGACUAUAUGUUCUUGUUUUGCUGUAUAGAAUUGGUUGUGAGGAGUGGGAAUUAAUUUUGUGAGUGCAGUUUGUGUUCUUUCUUGCCUGAUGACAGACUUCUCCAAGCUGAAUGGAUUUCAAGAAAAGGAGAGAUAUAAAUAGUGACCUGUUUUAAAUAAUAUCUGCUGUUACUUUUAUCACAGUAAGAAAAUACCAAUCAAGAAGAGCCAAGGGAGUCAUUAGGCCGACUGCUCGAGACAAAGGAGCUAAAAAUAGGGAACAUUUCCCUUCAAAAACCUUGUUGAAUUAAAUAUGAGUCUAUGUUGAGGGAUAGUGUGACUGCUGCCUUAUUUGCGAAUGACUAUGUUGCUGGUUCACCCCAGCUUUCCUGCUCAUAUUCUUCAUUGUCUGUUUGUGUGUCUUAUAGGAGUGAUUUUUAUUCAUAACCUUUAUUUAAGGUCCGCAAAGUUUGUAUUUUUAACUCUGCUGCUCUGAAAUGGUUUAUUGAUGGACUUGUCUUGUUAUUGGGAUAAGUAGAAAUAAAAAUGAUGUACUGUA